AUGAGAGACUGCUUGAACUGUACGGCGCAGAAUCGCCAGUGUGUCUUUGCGGAUGAUUGGGAGUCCUGUCUAACCUGCAAAGAAGCCAAUAGUGGCCAGUGUGACGGAGUUCUGAACCUGUCUGAUAUCUCUCUGGCCAACACUGAUUUGAGAAAGGCUGAAAAAGAAGCCAUGCAGCUUCUGGCACGUGCAAAGCAAGACGCUGAAAUUCUCAAAAACCUGAGCGCGGAUCUCAAGAUAAAGCAAGCCAGCUUCUCGGCCUCGAAGGCAUCCCAUACAGAAGCUCAGGAUUCUGAGCGUCUCAAGACGGAAAUUCAGGCGAUGGCCUUGACUGGAAAACAGGUCUCCGAACGCCACAAGGCAGACAGAAUGGCUUACAACCAGUCUCUUCAACACAUCAAAGAAUUACGAGAACGCGCAGAGAAUUUAUUUCAAGAACUCUUCAUCCAGGUGCAUCGUCGCACGAUCAAUGACUGUUUUGAGUGUCAAGAUACUGGCAAAGCCUGUGCCUUGUCGGACGAGUCGGAGCAAUGUUUCCCGUGCCAGAGCCCCCUUCGCCGGCGUUGCCAAGGGAGUUUGGACGACGAAGAUACUGAUCGGAUGAGAGUUGCGCUGGAAAAUCUUGAUGAUCAAAUCGACCAGCGUUUAUCUUGCGAAAGUCUCCAACCCGACCAGUACCAAUCGUUGAAAGCGCAACUCGUGCAGGCGAAAGAGGUUAUGGCGGGUUACAGACAGCAUCCUGAUCCGACGCCGCAGCAGUGUGCCGAUUAUGCUCGUCGUCACUCGCUUUUGAAACGGGCAAAGAAGGAGCUAGAAGAUUUUCGCAAUCAAAGCAUGAUAGAUGACCCUACUUACCAAGAGCUCCGAAUUCGAAGGCGAUUGGUGGAUGAGUGUCACUCCGAACUACUUGAACGUGGAGUUUUUUACUACGAGGAGCUCGAAGAACUUGCCGGACACCCUGAACGGCGUGGUCACAAAGCAGCAGAGCAUAUGGAUCAUGAUGAGUUUCGUGCGGCAGUGGAAUGGGCUGCCGAACACCAUGAGGAGUGGACUCAGUCUCCUCUUCCUACGACGACGCUGUCAGAGGGUACGGAUGAUGAUGACGCAUGGGAUUCUGGCAUAGAGAUCUAA
Exophiala dermatitidis NIH/UT8656 is the source of this 1131-nucleotide messenger RNA. RefSeq lists its product as uncharacterized. The transcript has a single exon. The coding region runs from base 1 to 1131 and encodes 376 amino acids. NCBI's taxonomy places the organism in Eukaryota, Fungi, Ascomycota, Eurotiomycetes, Chaetothyriales, Herpotrichiellaceae. The record is from RefSeq and is a predicted model, not a curated record.